UCGCAACUUUCAGUUCACACGAUACAAGGGUUAUAUAUAAGUGAAGGGUCGGCUGGUUUGCUGCAGACCGGUGUGUGUGUGUGUGUGUGUGUGGUCGGUCAGAAUGGGCUUCGGGGCGCUCGCGCUGGCGUGCGCGUGUGUCGUCGUUUCGUGCACGCGGGGAAACGAGCCUCACAACGACACGCCGAUCAUCGGUAUUCUGACUCAGGAGGUCGACAGCGAGGCGAUGAGGAAGUUUGGGAAGACGUACAUCCCUUCCUCGUACGUGAAGUACACGGAGUCCGGGGGAGCUAGGGUUGUGCCUGUUAGGCUAAACCAGAGUUUGGCAGAGCAUGAAAAAAUCUUCAGGUCAAUAAACGGUCUCCUUCUCAUCGGAGGCGCCGUGGAUCUGGAGACCUCUGACUUUGCCCGCACCGCCGGGAUUUACUUCAGGCUGGCCCUUAAGGCGAACGACGAGGGUGAUUACUUUCCCAUCUGGGGAACGUGUUUGGGAUUUCAGCUGCUCACGGUGCUGGUGGCCGGAGAAAACCUGUUGAGCAAGACGACCGCUGAGAAUGUCACCUAUCCACUCAACUUCACCUCAGAGGCUUCCUCCAGUCGCAUGUUUGCCAGUUUCCCACCUGACCUUCGUAAAGCGCUGUCCCGGGAACCACUAACCGGAAAUUACCACCAUUACGGAGUGACCAAAGAGGCCUUCGCGGGAAAUGAGAAAUUAAGUGGCUUCUUCUCGGCGCUCUCCACGAACGUAGCGCAAAACGGCGUCGAGUUCGUUUCGACCGUGGAAGGCAGGAAGUACCCUUUCUACGGGGUGCAGUGGCAUCCAGAGGUCAACCGCUUUCAGUGGGACCCUCGCUACGACUUCCCUCAUUCCCGCCACGCUGUGCGCGUGUCGUCCCUGCUGGCUGAGUUCUUCGUAAACGAGGGAAGGAGAAGCUCCCACCGCUUCAGAGAAGCAGCAGAAGAGAGCAGCGCGCUCAUAUACAACUACGACCCCGUGUAUGUGGCCCGCAUCUCCGCUUACGAACAGUCCUAUUUCUUCUGACGGACGCAGGAAAAGAAAACACCUGUUUAAAGACAGUUUGAAAUAGUCAGUGUUUUAUUAAAAGGUUUUGGAUUUAUUAUAACGCUCGGUAAUUAUGAAGGAGAUCGCAUAUUUCAUUCCUUUGAAGAGAAUAAAUAUUAUUGUAUAUGUGUGUGUUUUAAAAUGACACAUUAAAGAUUAAAGGCAUGUUAUGGCUUAUGAACCAGAA
This is a messenger RNA of Puntigrus tetrazona (Sumatra barb), 1250 nucleotides long. RefSeq names its product gamma-glutamyl hydrolase (gene gghl). The transcript has 9 exons. The record is from RefSeq and is a predicted model, not a curated record. Gene Ontology annotation, cellular component: vacuole. Bases 104 to 1042 code for a protein of 312 amino acids. Gene Ontology annotation, biological process: tetrahydrofolylpolyglutamate metabolic process. Lineage: Eukaryota; Metazoa; Chordata; Actinopteri; Cypriniformes; Cyprinidae. Gene Ontology annotation, molecular function: gamma-glutamyl-peptidase activity.